Molecule: messenger RNA, 18522 nt
Organism: Mesoplodon densirostris (Blainville's beaked whale)
Lineage: Eukaryota; Metazoa; Chordata; Mammalia; Artiodactyla; Ziphiidae
Product: nesprin-1
Exons: 92
Coding region: 70-17784 (5904 amino acids)
Cellular component (GO): membrane
Molecular function (GO): protein binding
Source: RefSeq, a predicted model, not a curated record
GUCGAGUGGCUGGCCCCUGCAGUGAAACAGAACACAACUGUCAGUGGCUGUGAGCUCUUGGACACGGAGAUGCAGGCCCUGCGUGCGGACUGGAAGCAGUGGGAAGACAGCGUUUUCCAAACUCAGACUAGCUUGGAGAACCUGGUUAGCCAAAUGGCCCUUUCGGAGCAGGAGUUCUCAGGCCAAGUGGCUCAGCUGGAGGAGGCCCUGGGACAGUUCGGUGCCCUCCUGACAAGCUGGGCUCAGCAGUUAGCCCUCCUGGAAGGCAGGAACACAGAUCAGGAGCUGGUGGAAUGCUGGCAGAAGGGCCGGGAGAUACUGGAUGCUCUACAAAAAGCAGAGCCUCAGACAGAGGAUCUCAAGUCUCAGCUGAAUGAACUUUGUCGUUUUUCCAGAGACCUGAGUACAUACAGCAGAAAAGUUUCUGGCUUGAUUAAAGAAUAUAAUUGUCUUUGUUUGCAAGCAUCCAAGGGCUGUCAGAAUAAAGAACAGAUUUUACAGCAGAGAUUUCAAAGAGCCUUCAAGGAUUUCCAGCAGUGGUUGGUUCAUGAAAAGAUCACUACAGCUAAAUGUUUUGAUAUACCUCAAAAUAUUAGUGAAGUUUCAGCAAGUCUUCAGAAAAUACAGGAAUUUUUGUCAGAAAGUGAAAAUGGACAGCACAAGCUAAACAUGAUGCUUUCUAAAGGAGAAUCUUUGAGUACUCUAUUGACCAAAGAGAAAGCUAGUGGCAUCCAGGCUAAAAUUGCAACUGCAAAAGAAGAUUGGAAAAAUUUUCAUUCAAAUCUCCACCAAAAAGAAUCUGCCCUAGAGAAUCUAAAGAUCCAAAUGAAGGACUUUGAAGUAAGUGCUGAGCCUGUACAGGACUGGCUGAGUAAAACCGAGAAGAUGGUGCAUGAAAGCAGCAAUCGCCUGUAUGAUCUGCCAGCCAAGAGGCGGGAACAGCAGAAGCUGCAGUCAGUCCUUGAGGAAAUAAACUGCUACGAGCCUCAGCUCCACAGGCUGAAAGAGAAAGCUCAGCAGCUGUGGGAGGGCCAAGCGGCCAGCAGGAGCUUUAUGCACCGGGUGUCACACCUGUCUUCUCAGUAUCUAGCUCUAAGCAAUUUAACAAAGGAGAAAGUGUCAAGACUGGACAGAAUUGUUGCAGAACACAAUCAGUUCUCCCUCGGGAUUAAAGACCUGCAAGACUGGAUGACAGAUGCGGUCCACAUGCUGGAUUCUUACUGCCACCCGACCUCUGACAAGAGCGUGCUGGACAGCAGGAUGCUCAAGCUUGAGGCUCUAUUUUCAGUGAAACAGGAAAAGGAGAUCCAGAUGAAAAUGAUAGUGACCAGAGGGGAAUCUGUCCUCCAGAAUACCUCUCCGGAAGGCAUUCCUGCCAUUCAGCAGCAGCUGCAGAGUGUGAAGGAUAUGUGGGCGUCCCUUUUGUCUGCAGCGAUUCGUUGUAAAAGUCAACUUGAAGGAGCUCUUUCUAAGUGGACAAGUUAUCAGGACGACGUCCGACAGUUUUCCAGCUGGAUGGACAGCGUGGAGGCCAGCCUAAAAGAAUCCGAAAGGCAGUACGCAGAAGUGCGGGACAAAACAGCCGCUCUCGGCAAAGUCAAGUUAUUAAAUGAAGAAGUGCUGAGCCACAGCAGCUUGCUGGAGACCAUUGAAGUCAAAGGAGCUGGCAUGACAGAGCACUAUGUCACCCAGUUAGAAUUCCAGGACCUUCAAGAACGAUACAGAGAUAUCAGAGAGCGGACCAAGGAAGCAGUAACCAAGUCUGAAAAACUAGUUCGCCUGCACCAGGAGUAUCAGAGAGACUUGAAGGCGUUUGAAGUUUGGCUGGAACAAGAGCAAGAAAAGCUUGACAGAUAUUCAGUUCUUGAAGGUGAUGCCCACACUCACGAGACAACGUUACGGGAUCUUCAGGAGCUCCAGGUGCACUGUGCAGAGGGGCAGGCCCUGUUGCAUUCAGUGUUGCACGCCAGAGAGGAAGUGAUACCAUCGGGCAUCCCCCAGACGGAGGACCGGGCAUUAGAGUCUCUCCGGCAGGACUGGCAGGCUUACCAGCAGAGGCUGUCCGAGACCCGAACUCAGUUCAAUAAUGUAGUCAACAAAUUGAGACUGAUGGAACAAAAGUUUCAGCAAGUAGACGAGUGGCUAAAAGCAAUGGAGGACAAAGUGAGUCUCAGAAGUGGACGUCAGUCUAACCGGGCAGCCAAGGAGAUACAAUUACAUCAGAUGAAGAAGUGGCAUGAAGAAGUCACUGCGUACAGAGAUGAAGUUGAAGAAGUGGGAGCCAGAGCCCAGGAGAUCCUGGAUGAGAGCCACGUGAGCAGCCGAAUGGGCUGCCAGGCCACCCAGCUGACGUCCAGAUACCAAGCCCUUCUCCUCCAGGUGCUGGAACAAAUAAAAUUCCUGGAGGAAGAGAUCCAGAGUUUGGAGGAAUCAGAAUUAUCUUUAAGUUCCUAUUUGGAUUGGUACAGCUCUACUCACAAAAACUUCAAGAAUGUGGCUGCCAAAAUUGAUAAAGUAGAUAAAGUGAUGAUGGGGAAAAAAAUGAAGACAUUGGAGGGUUUGCUAAAAGACAUGGAGAAAGGCCACAGUUUGCUCAAAUCAGCCCGAGAGAAAGGAGAGAGGGCUCUUACAUACUUGGAAGAUAGUGAGGCAGAGACGUUAAGAAAAGAGAUCCAUGACCACGUGGAACAGUUGAAGGAACUGACCAGCACUGUCCGGAAGGAGCACAUGACUCUGGAAAAAGGCCUUCAUUUAACGAAGGAAUUCUCAGAUAAAUACAAAGCACUAACUCAGUGGAUAGCAGAAUACCAAGAAAUCCUACACAUUCCUGGAGAACCCAAAAUGGAAUUAUAUGAGAAAAAAGCUCAACUAUCUAAAUACAAGUCACUUCAACAAACGGUGUUGUCCUAUGAACCAUCAGUAAAAUCAGUGAGAGAAAAAGGCAAAGCCCUCCUGGAGCUGGUGCAGGAUGUUACUUUAAAGGACAAAAUAGAUCAACUUCAAAGUGAUUACCAGAACCUCUGCAGUGCAGGAAAAGAGCAUGUUUGCUGUCUCGAGGUGAAAGUCAGAGACCACGAAGAUUACAACAGUGAGCUCCAAGAAGUGGAAAAGUGGCUGCUGCAGAUGUCAGGAAGGUUAGUGGCACCCGACCUCAUGGAGACAAGCAGUCUAGAGACGGUUACCCAGCAACUGGCCCACCACAAGGCAAUGAUGGAAGAAAUUGCUGGUUUUGAAGACCGUUUGAACAACCUUAAAAUUAAAGGCGACAAUUUGAUCAGCCAGUGUGCAGACCACCUCCAAGCGAAACUUAAACAAAAUGUACACGCUCAUCUGCAGGGCACAAAGGAUAGUUACUCAGCCAUCUGCAGUACAGCCCAGAGGGUGUACCAGAGUCUGGAACAUGAACUUCAGAAGCAGGUUAGUCGACAAGACACCCUGCAGCAGUGCCAGGCCUGGCUUUCUGCAGUCCAGCCCGAUUUAAAGCCAAGCGCACAUCCCCCUCUCAACAGGGCAGAAGCCGUUAAGCAGGUCAAACACUUCAGAGCUUUGCAGGAACAGGCAAGGACCUACUUGGAUCUCCUUUGCACCAUGUGUGACUUGUCAAACUCUUCAGUGAAAACCACAGCAAAAGACAUUCAACAAACAGAACAAAUGAUUGAACAAAGGCUUGCCCAGGCACAGAACUUAACUCAGGGCUGGGAAGAGAUCAAGCACAUGAAGGCUGAGCUUUGGAUUUACCUCCAGGAUGCCAAUCAGCAGCUGCAGAAUAUGAAGAGGAGGCACUCAGAACUGGAGCUAAAUAUUGCACAGAACAUGGUGUCUCAAGUAAAGGAUUUUGUUAAGAAACUACGGUGCAAACAGUCAUCAGUGACCACUAUUACAGAGAAGGUGGAUGAGUUAACCAAGAAGCAGGAGUCUCCUGAACACAAGGAAAUAAGUCAUUUAAACGACCAGUGGCUGGAUCUGUGCCUUCAGUCCAAAAAUCUGUGCUUGCAAAGGGAAGAGGAUUUCCAGAGAACACGAGAUUACCACAACUGUAUGAAUGUCGUCGAAGUGUUCUUAGAAAAAUUUACUACAGAAUGGGAUAACUUAGCCAGAUCUGAUGCAGAGAGUACAGCCAUCCACCUGGAAGCUUUGAAGAAGUUGGCACUGGCAUUGCAGGAGAGAAAGCAGGCUAUUGACGAUCUGAAAGAGCAAAAGCAGAAUAUGAUAGACCAUCUGAAUGUAGAUGACAAAGAACUAGUCAAAGAACAGACGAGUCACCUUGAGCAACGCUGGUUUCAGCUUGAGGACCUCGUUGAAAGGAAAAUCCAAGUGUCUGUCACCAACCUGGAGGAGUUAAGUGUGGUCCGGUCCAGAUUUCAGGAGCUAAUGGACUGGGCAGAAGAGCAGCGACCCAACAUUGCUGAGGCUCUUAAGCAGAGCCCCCCGCCUGACAUGACCCAGAACCUUCUCAUGGAUCACCUUGCCAUUUGCAGUGAACUGGAGGUCAAACAGAUGCUCCUGAAAUCACUCAUGAAGGAUGCUGAUAGGGUGAUGGCUGAUCUUGGCCUCAAUGAGAGGCAGAUAAUCCAGAAGGUACUCUCUGAUGCCCAAAGGCAUAUGAAUAGUCUCAGCGACUUAGUGGGCCAGAGACGAAAGUACUUAAACAAGGCUUUGUCCGAGAAAACCCAGUUUCUCAUGGCAGUGUUCCAGGCAACCAGCCAAAUUCAGCAACAUGAGCGCAAGAUAAUGUUCCGUGAACAUAUCUGCCUGUUACCGGAUGACGUGAGCAAACAAGUGAAAACAUGUAAGAGCGCACAAGCCAGCCUCAAGACUUACCAAAAUGAAGUCACUGGACUUUGGGCCCAGGGUCGCGAAUUAAUGAAAGGAGUCACAGAGCAGGAAAAGAGUGAGGUACUGGGGAAGCUUCAGGAAUUGCAGAGUGUCUAUGACACCGUUUUACAAAAGUGCAGCCAUCGGCUACAAGAACUAGAGAAAAAUUUGGUUUCUAGGAAGCAUUUUAAGGAAGAUUUUGAUAAGGCUUGUCACUGGUUAAAACAAGCAGAUAUUGUUACCUUUCCUGAAAUCAACCUAAUGAAUGAGAGUGCUGAGCUGCAGACACAACUGGCCAAAUACCAACACAUCCUUGAACAAUCUCCAGAAUAUGAAAAUCUCCUACUUACGCUACAGAGAACUGGACAGGCCAUACUGUCGACGCUGAAUGAAGUCGAUCAUUCCUACCUCAACGAAAAGCUAAAUACACUGCCCCUGCAGUUCAAUGUAAUUGUCGACUUGGCUAAAGACAAGUUCUAUAAAGUCCAGGAAGCAAUUCUGGCCCGGAAAGAAUAUGAUUCCUUGAUCGAGUUGACAACCCAGUCUCUGUGUGAUCUUGAAGACCAGUUCUCCAAGGUGAGCCAAGUCCCCAGCGACCUGAGUGUUGAAGAGGCUCUGUGUCUUCAGGAUGGUUGUCGAGCUCUUGGGGGAGAGGUGGCAGCCCUUGCAGGAGCAGUGGAUGAACUGAACCAGAAGAAAGAAAGUUUUCGCAGCACAGGGCAGCCAUGGCAACCAGACCAGAUGCUGCAUCUCGUCACCCUGUACCACAGGCUGAAGCGACAGACAGAACAAAGGGUGAGCUUAUUAGAAGACACCACCAGUGCUUAUCAAGAGCAUGAAAAGAUGUGCCACCAGCUAGAGAAACAACUAGAGGUUGUGAGAACAGAGCAGGCCAAGGUGAACGAGGAGACACUUCCUGCAGAGGAGAAGCUCAAAGUGUAUCACUCCCUGGUGGGAAGCCUCCAGGAUUCAGGAAUUCUUCUAAAACGAGUGACUGUGCAUCUUGAAGAUCUUGUUCCGCAUCUUGACCCCUCAGCUUAUGAGAAAGCCAAGCAUCAGAUCCAAGCCUGGCAAGAGGAGUUAAAACUGCUGACUUCCACCAUUGGCGUGACGGUGACGGAGUGUGAGAGCCGCAUGGUGCAGAGCAGAGACUUCCAGACGGAGCUGAGCCGCUCCCUGGACCGGCUGCGGAGCGUGGAGACAGCGCUGAGUGAGCCACUGUGCCUGGACCUGAACCUGCGGGACGUCCAGGAGGAGAUCAGAAAGGUCCAAAUCCAUCAGGAAGAGGUGCAGUCCAGCCUGAGGAUAAUGAAAGCACUGAGUAACAGGGAGAAGGAGAAAUUCACGAGAGCCAAGGAGCUGAUCUCUGCCGACCUACAGCACACGCUGGCUGAGCUCUCCGAGAUGGACGGGGCCCUGCAGGAAGCUCUCCGCACCAGACAGGCUACCUUGACUCAGAUGUACAGUCAGUGUCAAAGGUACUAUCAAGUGUUUCAAGCAGCUAAUGACUGGCUUGACGAUGCUCACGAAAUGUUACAGCUGACAGGCAAUGGCCUAGAUGUGGAGAGUGCAGAGGAAAGUCUCAAAAACCACAUGGAGUUUUUUAGUACAGAGGAUCAGUUCCACAGCAAUCUGGAGGAACUCCAAGGCCUAGUAGCCAAGCUGGGCCCACUCAUCAAGCCAACUGGAAAAGAGGACUUAGCACAGAAAAUGGCCUCCCUGGAAGAGAAAAGCCAGGGGACAAUACAGGAGUCACACGUCCAGUUAGAUCUCUUGCAGAGAUGUGCAGCUGAAUGGCAGGAUUACCAGAAAGCAAGGGAAGAGGUUAUUGAACUGAUGAAUGAUGCAGAAAAGAAACUGUCUGAGUUUUCUUUAUUGAAGACUUCUUCCAGUCAUGAAGCAGAAGAAAAAUUGUCAGGACACAAGGCUUUAGUGUCAGUAGUUAACUCUUUUCAUGAGAAAACUGUGGCCUUAGAGGGUAAAGCUUCAGAACUGGAGAGAACCGGAAAUGGCGCCAGCAAAGCAACCAUAAGCAGGUCGAUGACGGCUGUCUGGCAGCGCUGGACACGGCUCCGCGCUGUGGCCCAGGACCAGGAGAAGAUACUGGAAGAUGCAGUGGAUGAGUGGAAGAGCUUUAACAAUAAGGUUAAAAAAGCCACUGAAAUGAUUAAUAAGCUGCAAGAUAAAUUACCAGGAAGUUCAGCAGAGAAAGCCUCAAAAGCAGAACUCUUAACUCUUCUUGAAUAUCAUGACACAUUCAUUCUGGAGCUGGAACAGCAACAGUCGGGCUUACGGAUGCUAGAGCAGCAAGCACUGAGCAUGCUCCAGGAUGGGGCCACGCUGUACCCUGGAGAAGAGCCACCCACUGUGCAGGAAAUCACGACAAUGCAGGACCAGUGCCUGAACAUACAGGAGAAAGUGAAGAAGAGCGGAAAGGUGGUAAGGCAGGAGCUGAAGGAGCGAGAAGUGGUGGAGACCCUAAUCAAUUCAGUAAAAUCUUGGGUUCAGGAAACGAAGGAGUAUUUGGGGAAUCCAACAAUAGAAAUAGAUGCUCAACUUGAAGAACUUAAGAUUCUCCUAACAGAAGCCACAAAUCACCGACAGAACAUUGAGAAAAUGGCUGAAGAACAGAAGAAUAAGUAUCUUGGUCUUUAUACUAUAUUACCUUCUGAACUCUCUCUUCAGCUAGCUGAAGCAGCCUUGGACCUAGGAACUAUCCAUGAUCAGAUCCAGGACAAAAUAAAAGAAGUUGAACAGAGCAAGGCCAUGAGUCAGGAAUUCAGCCAGCAAAUUCAGAAGAUAGCCAAAGAUCUCACAGCUAUUCUAACCAAGCUGAGAGCAAAGACAGAUAAUUUAGUUCAAGCUAAAACUGACCAAAAGGUGCUAGGAAAGGAAUUAGAUGUCUGUAACUUAAAAUUAAUGGACCUGGAUGAAGCAGUACAAAAAUUCUCGGAACAGAAUGGCCAACUGGGUAAACCACUGGCCAAGAAGAUAGGAAAACUGACUGAACUUCGCCAGCAGGCCAUUAGACAGGCCGAUAACCGGCUCUCUAAGCUCAGCCAGGCAGCAUCCCAUUUAGAAGAAUACAAUGAAAUGCUGGAGUCAAUUCUGAAGUGGAUUGAGAAAGUUAAAGUCUCAGUACAUGGAAAGAUUGCAUGGAAUUCUGCAAGCCAACUUCGGGAACAAUACAUUUCACAUCAGACCAUGCUAGAAGAAUCUGAAGAGAUUUACAACAACCUGGAAGUGAUGACUGAGAAAUUACAGUACCUCGAUAGCGUGUACCAUACGGAAAAAAUGUCUCGGCAAGUAGCCGACCUGGGACGGGAGACUGAGGGGCUGCGGCAGAUGAUCAGAAUUCAUUUGCAGAAUCUCCAUGAUGCUGCCAAGGAUAUGAAAAAAUUUGAAACAGAGCUCAGAAACUUACAAGUUGCUUUGGAGCAAGCCCAGACAACACUGACUUCUCCAGAAGUGGGACGUCUUAGUCUCAAGGAGCAACUCUCUCACCGACAGCAUUUGCUCUCUGAGAUGGAGUCACUCAAGCCAAAAGUCCACGCAGUGCAGAUGAGCCAGAGCGCGCUCCGGAUCCCCGAGGACGUUGUCACCAGCUUGCCGCUGUGCCACGCAGCUCUGCGCCUGCAGGAGGGGGCCAGUCGGCUCCAGCACACGGCCAUCCAGCAGUGCAACAUCGUGCAGGAGGCUGUGGUGCAAUAUGAACAAUAUGAGCAAGAAAUGCAUCACCUCCAGGAGCUCAUAGAAGGAGCUCACAGAGAGAUUGAGGAUAAGCCUGUGGCCACCAGCAACAUCCAGGAGCUGCAAGCCCAGAUUUCCCGGCACGAGGAGCUGGCUCAGAAAAUCAAGGGCUACCAGGAGCAAAUCGCUUCUUUGAACUCCAAGUGCAAGAUGCUGACCGUGAAAGCCAAGCACGCCACCAUGCUGCUGACGGUGACCGAUGUGGAGCGGCUGGCGGAGGGGAUGGAGGACCUGGACGGGGAGCUCCUCCCCGCGACCUCGGCCCACCCCUCUGUGGUCAUGAUGACUGCAGGUCGCUGUCACACUUUGCUGUCACCGGUCACUGAGGAGUCUGGGGAGGAGGGAACCAACAGUGAGAUUUCCUCUCCACCUGCCUGUCGCUCUCCUUCACCUGUGGCUAAUACAGAUGCUUCCAUUAACCAGGACAUCGCUUAUUACCAAGCCUUGUCUGCUGAGUCAUUGCAGAUGGAUGCCUCCAGGAUUCCCCCCAGCCCUCUGCCACCCCAAGAGCUCUGUGAACCAAGACUGGAGCCUUCUGCUACUGCUAAGCUGGAUGAUUUACAGCGUUCUUGGGAAACCUUAAAGAAUGUGAUCAGCGAAAAGCAGCGCACACUCUACGAAGCGUUGGAACGCCAACAGAGGUACCAGGACUGCCUCCAGUCCAUCUCCACGAAAAUGGAGGCCAUCGAGAUGAAACUCAGUGAAAGUCCGGAGCAUGGUAGGAGCACCGAGAGCCAGAUGGCCGAACACCAGUCUUCCCCACAGGCACUGAUGGAUGAGAUUCUCAUGCUUCAAGAGGAAAUCAGUGAGCUGCAGUCAGCGCUCGCGGAGGAGCUGGUGUCUGACCCCCCAGAGUCCGACCCUUCGGAGCAGCUGCCCUUGCAGUCCACGCUCGCUGUCUUAGCAGAGCGAAUAUCCACCAUCAAGAUGAAGGCAUCAGGGAAACGACAGCUUUUGGAGGAGAAGUUAAAUGAUCAGCUGGAGGAACAGAAACAGGAACAGGCCCUGCAGAGGUAUCGCUGUGAAGCCGAUGAGCUGGACCAUUGGCUCUUGAGCACUAAGGCCACUCUGGACAUUGCACUGGGGUCACCCAAGGAGCCCAUGGACAUGGAGGCCCAGCUGGUGGACUGCCAGAACAUGCUGGUGGAAAUAGAACAGAAGGUGGUGGCCUUAUCGGAGCUCUCAGUCCACAAUGAAAACCUGCUGCUGGAGGGCAAGGCUCACACAAAGGACGAGGCGGAGCAGCUGUCCGUGAAGCUGAGAACCCUCAAGGGGAGCCUCCUGGAGCUGCAGAGAGCGCUGCACGACAAGCAGCUCCACAUCCAGCAGGGGACAGCCCAGGAGAAGGAGGAGAGCGAUGCUGACCUGGCUGCCACUCAGAGCCCCGGCGUUCAGGAAUGGCUGGCUCAAGCUCGAACUGCGUGGACCCAACAGCGACAGAGCAGCCUCCAGCAACAAAAAGAGUUGGAACAGGAAUUAGCAGAGCAGAAGAGCCUCCUCCAGUCAGUAGCCAGUCUUGGAGAGGAAAUUCUAACCCAACACUCAGCUGCAGAGACCUCUGGUGGUGUUGGCAAAAAACCUGAUGUGUUAUCCCAGGAGUUGGGGAUGGAAGGGCAGAAAUCACCUGCUGAAGACCAGAUGAGAAUGAAAUGGGAAAGCCUACAACAAGAAUUUAGUACCAAGCAGAAACUGCUUCAGAAUGUUCUGCAACAGGAACAAGAGCAAGUGCUUUACAGCAGGCCAAAUCGGCUCCUGUCUGGCAUGCCACUGUACAAAGGAGACGGACAGGCCCAGGAUAAAUCCGCAGUGACGUCUUUGCUGGAUGGAUUGAACCAGGCCUUCGAGGAGGUUUCAGCCCAGAGUGGAGGGACAAAGAGGCAGAACGCUGACUUGGAACAGAAGUUAUACAAUGGGGUCUCGGCUACCUCUACUUGGCUGGAUGAUGUGGAGGAACGUUUAUUUGCUGCCACAGCACUUUUACCAGCAGAGGCAGAAACUUGCCUCUUUAACCAAGAGACUCUUGCCAAAGAUAUUAAGGAAAUGUCUGAAGAAAUGGAUAAGAACAAGAGCUUGUUUUCCCAAGCCUUUCCAGAGAAUGGUGAUAACCGAGAUGUUAUUGAAGACACUUUGGGUUGUCUUGUGGGCAGGUUAUCUUUGCUAGACUCAGUAGUAAAUCAGCGAUGUCAUCAGAUGAAGGAAAGACUUCAGCAAAUACUAAAUUUCCAGAAUGAUCUGAAGGUGCUGUUUACAUCGCUGGCUGACCACAAGUACAUCAUUCUGCAGAAACUGGCAAAUGUGUUUGAACAGCCUGUGGCAGAGCAAAUAGAGGCAAUACAGCAGGCUGAAGAUGGGUUAAAGGAAUUGGAUGCGGGAAUCACUGAGUUGAAAAGGCGUGGUGACAAGCUGCAGAUUGAGCAGCCUUGGGUGCAAGAACUCUCCAAACUCCAGGACAUGUACGAUGAGCUGAUGAUGACCAUUGGCUCCCGGCGGGGCAGUCUGAACCAGAAUCUUGCACUGAAGGGUCAGUAUGAAAGGGCCCUGCAAGAUCUGGCUGACCUGCUGGAGACAGGACGCGAGAAGAUGGCAGGAGACCAGAAAAUUAUCGUGUCUUCCAAAGAAGAAAUCCAACAACUACUUGACAAACACAAGGAGUACUUUCAGGGCCUGGAAUCUCAUAUGAUCUUGACUGAAACACUCUUCAGGAAGGUUAUCAGCUUUGCAGUCCUACGGGAAACUCAGUUCCAUACAGACCUGAUGGCGCAGGCUUCGGCUGUGCUCAAAGGGGCUCACAAGAGGGGUGUGGAGUUGGAGUACAUUCUCGAGACAUGGUCCCACCUGGAUGAGGACCAGCGGGAGCUUAGCGGGCAGCUGGAGGUGGUGGAGACCAGCAUCCCGAGUGUGGGUUUGGUGGAGGAGAGUGAAGACAGGCUUAUCGACCGGAUAACACUCUACCAGCAUUUGAAAUCCAGCCUUAAUGAAUACCAGCCCAAAUUAUAUCAGGUACUAGAUGAUGGGAAACGACUUCUGAUAUCUGUUAGCUGCUCAGAUCUAGAAAGCCAGCUAAAUCAACUUGGAGAACACUGGUUAAAUGACACCAACAAAGUGUCUAAGGAACUUCACAGAUUGGAAACAAUAUUGAAACACUGGACCAGAUAUCAAAGUGAAUCUGCCGAUCUCAUCCACUGGUUACAGUCUGCAAAAGACAGGUUAGAAUUUUGGACUCAACAAUCUGUGACAGUUCCUCAAGAACUGGAAAUGGUCCGUGAUCAUCUGAACGCUUUUCUGGAGUUUUCCAAAGAGGUGGAUGCCAAAUCUACCUUGAAAUCGUCUGUUCUGAGCACUGGAAAUCAGCUUCUUAGACUAAAGAAAGUGGACACAGCUGCCCUGCGUUCUGAGCUGUCACACAUUGAUGGCCAGUGGACUGACCUGCUGACAAAUAUUCCAACCGUACAGGAAAAGCUGCACCAGCUCCAAAUGGAUAAGCUGCCUUCUCGCCAUGCCAUUUCUGAAGUCAUGGCUUGGAUUUCUCUCAUGGAAAAUGUUAUUCAAAUGGAUGAAGAGAGUAUUAAAAACUCCAUCGGUUACAAGGCAAUUCAUGAAUACCUUCAGAAAUAUAAGGGUUUUAAGAUCGACAUUAACUGUAAACAGCUGACCGUCGAUUUUGUGAACCAGUCUGUGCUACAAAUCAGCAGUCAGGACGUGGAAAGUAAACGCAGUGAUAAGACUGAUUUUGCUGAGCAACUUGGAGCCAUGAAUAAAAGCUGGCAAAUCCUGCAGGGUCUCGUCACUGAGAAGAUUCAGCUGUUGGAAGGCUUAUUGGAAUCUUGGUCAGAAUAUGAAAAUAACGUACAAUGUCUGAAAACUUGGUUUGAAACCCAGGAAAAGAGACUAAAGCAACAACAGCAAAUUGGAGAUCAGGCUGCAGUUCAGAACGCACUGAAAGACUGUCAGGAUCUGGAAGAUUUGAUUAAAGCAAAAGAAAAAGAGUUAGAGAAAAUUGAGCAGAAUGGACUUGCUUUGAUUCAGAACAAGAAAGAAGAAGUCUCUGGCUUUGUCAUGAGCACGCUUCAGGAUCUCAACCACACCUGGGCAAAUUUAGACCACAUGGUUGGGCAAUUAAAGAUCCUGCUGAAGUCUGUGCUUGACCAGUGGAGCCACCACAAAGUGGCCUUUGAUGAGAUAAACAGUUACCUCAUGGAGGCCAGAUACUCUCUCUCCCGAUUCCGUCUGCUGACCGGAUCUUUAGAAGCUGUGCAGGUUCAGGUAGACAAUCUUCAGAGUCUUCAAGAUGAUCUAGAGAAACAGGAAAAGAGCUUACAGAAAUUUGGCUCUGUCACCAACCAACUGUUAAAAGAGAGUCACCCGCCUGUGACAGAAACUCUUACCAAUACACUAAAAGAAGUCAAUAUGAGAUGGAAUCACUUGCUGGAAGAGAUUGCAGAGCAGCUGCACGCCAGCAAGGCCCUACUUCAGCUUUGGCAGAGAUACAAGGACUACUCCAAACAGUGUGCUGCUACAGUUCAACAGCAGGAGGGUCGAACCAAUGAGCUCUUGAAGGCAGCCACUGACAAGGACAUCGCGGACGACGAAGUUGCCACAUGGAUUCAAGAUUGCAACGACCUCCUCAAAGGACUGGGGACAGUUAAGGAUUCCCUUUUCGUUCUCCACGAGCUGGGAGAGCAACUCAAGCAACAAGUAGAUGCCUCGGCAGCAUCGGCCAUUCAGUCUGAUCAACUCUGUUUGAGUCAACACUUAUGUGCCCUAGAACAGGCUCUUUGCAAACAGCAUACUAUGUUACAGGCUGGAGUUCUUGACUAUGAAACCUUUACCAAGAGUUUAGAAGCUUUGGAAGCCUGGAUAGUAGAAGCUGAAGAAAUACUACAAGGGCAGGACCCUAACCACUCGUCUGACCUCUCAACCAUCCAGGAAAGGAUGGAAGAACUUAAGGGACAGAUGCUAAAAUUCAGCAGCAUGGUCCCAGAUUUAGACCGGCUAAAUGAGCUUGGAUACAGGUUACCCCUAAAUGAUAAAGAAAUCAAAAGGAUGCAGAAUCUGAACCGGCACUGGUCUCUGAUCUCCUCCCAGACUACAGAAAGAUUCAGUAAGUUACAGUCAUUUUUGCUACAACAUCAAACUUUCUUGGAGAAAUGUGAAACAUGGAUGGAAUUCCUAGUUCAAACAGAACAGAAGUUAGCAGUAGAGAUUUCAGGCAAUUAUCAGCAUCUUUUGGAGCAGCAAAGAGCACAUGAGUUGUUUCAAGCAGAGAUGUUCAGUCGUCAGCAGAUUUUACACUCGAUCAUUGUUGAUGGACAGCAUCUUCUAGAACAAGGUCAAGUUGAUGACAGGGAUGAGUUCAACCUCAAAUUGACCCUUCUCAGUAAUCAGUGGCAGGGGGUGAUACGCAGGGCCCAGCAGAGGCGGGGCAUCAUUGACAGCCAGAUCCGCCAGUGGCAGCGCUAUCAGGAGAUGGCAGAAAAGCUUCGUAAAUGGUUGGUUGAAGUGUCCUAUCUACCCGUGAGUGGUCUCGGAAGUGUCCCAAUACCACUGCAGCAAGCAAGGACCCUCUUUGAUGAAGUGCAGUUCAAAGAAAAAGUGUUCCUGCGACAGCAAGGCAGCUACAUCCUCACCGUGGAGGCUGGCAAGCAGCUCCUGCUUUCUGCUGAUGGUGCAGCUGAGGCUGCCUUGCAGGCUGAACUCGCUGAAAUCCAAGAGAGAUGGAGAUCAGCCAGUGUGCAUCUGGAGGAGCAGAAGAAAAAACUGGCCUUCUUGUUGCAGGACUGGGAAAAAUGUGAGAACGGAAUAGCUGAUUCUCUGGAGAAACUACGAACCUUCAAAAAGAGGCUUUCCCCACCUCUGCCGGAUCACCACGAAGAGCUCCACGCGGAGCAGAUGCGUGGCAAGGAAUUGGAAAAUGCAGUUGGGAGCUGGACAGAUGACUUGGCACGGCUGACGGUGCUGAAGGAUGCUGUCUCUACCUACAUCAGUGCAGACGAUAUCUCCAUCCUUAACGAACGCAUGGAGCUUCUGCAAAGGCAGUGGGAAGAACUAUGCCACCAGCUCUCCUUAAGGCAGCAGCAAGUAAGUGAGAGACUGAAUGAAUGGGCCGUCUUCAGUGAAAAGAACAAGGAGCUUUGCGAAUGGUUGACUCAGAUGGAAAGCAAAAUUUCUCAGAAUGGAGACAUUCUCAUUGAAGAAAUGAUUGAGAAGCUCAGGAAGGAUUAUCAAGAGGAAAUUGCUAUUGCCCAAGAGAACAAAAUACAGCUCCAGCAAAUGGGAGAACGACUUGCCCGAGCCAGCCAUGAAAGCAAAGCAUCUGAGAUUGAAUACAAGCUCGGGAAGAUCAAUGACCGGUGGCAGCACCUCCUGGACCUCAUGGCAGCCAGGGUAAAGAAGCUGAAGGAGACUCUGGUCGCCGUACAGCAGCUGGAUAAAAACAUGAGCAGCCUGAGAACGUGGCUGGCCCACAUAGAGUCAGAGCUGGCCAAGCCGAUCGUCUACGAUUCCUGUGACUCAGAAGAAAUACAGAAAAAGCUUAAUAAGCAGCAGGAGCUUCAGAGAGACAUAGAGAAACACAGCACGGGUGUGGCCUCUGUCCUCAACCUGUGUGAGGUUCUCCUGCAUGACUGUGAUGCCUGUGCCACAGAUGCCGAGUGCGGUUCCAUCCAGCAGGCUACGCGCAACCUGGACCGGCGGUGGAGAAAUAUCUGUGCUGUGUCCAUGGAAAGAAGGCUAAAAAUUGAAGAGACAUGGCGAUUGUGGCAGAAGUUUCUGGAUGACUUUUCUCGUUUUGAAGAUUGGCUGAAAUGCUCGGAAAGGGUAGCUGCCUUCCCCAGCUCUUCUGGGGUGCUCUAUACAGUUGCCAAGGAUGAACUAAAGAAAUUUGAGGGUUUCCAGCGACAGGUCCAUGAGACCCUGACCCAGCUGGAACUGAUUAACAAGCAGUACCGCCGCCUGGCCAGAGAGAACCGCACCGACUCGGCCUGCAGCCUGAAACAUAUGAUCCACGAAGGCAACCAGAGAUGGGACAACCUGCAGAAGCGCGUCACCUCCAUCUUGCGCAGACUCAAGCAUUUCAUUGGCCAGCGGGAGGAGUUUGAGACUGCACGGGACAGCAUCCUGGUGUGGCUGACAGAGAUGGAUUUGCAACUCACUAACAUUGAGCAUUUUUCCGAGUGUGAUGUUCAAGCUAAAAUAAAGCAACUCAAGGCCUUCCAGCAGGAAAUCUCAUUGAACCACAAUAAGAUUGAGCAGAUAAUUGCCCAAGGAGAACAGCUGAUAGAAAAGAGUGAACCCCUGGAUGCCACGUUCAUUGAAGAAGAGCUGGAUGAACUCCGACGCUACUGUCAGGAGGUCUUCGGGCGCGUGGAAAGAUACCAUAAGAAACUGAUUCGCCUGCCUCUCCCAGAUGAUGAGCACGACCUCUCUGACCGGGAGCUGGAGCUGGAGGAGACUGCAGCUCUGUCGGACCUCCACUGGCGUGACACCUCCGCGGACAGCGCGCCCUCCCCCCAGCCCGCCUCCAACCCCUCCCUCUCACUCGCCCAGCCCCUCCAGGGCGAGAGGUCCGGGCGAGACACCCCCGCCAGUGUGGACUCCAUCCCUCUGGAGUGGGACCAUGACUAUGACCUCAGUCGUGACCUAGAGUCUGCUGUGUCCAGAACUCUGCCCUCUGAGGACGAAGAGGGUCAGGAAGAUAAAGAUUUCUACCUCAGGGGAGCUGUUGGUCUGUCAGAUGUAACGAUUCCCGCAAGUCCCGAGGCCUAUGUUAAACUCACAGAAAGUGCAAUCAGAAAUCCCUCUGGGGAUCCUAGCACCUUGGAGUCACAGAUCCAACAACUGGGCAAAGCCCUGGAUGACAGCCACUUUCAGAUGCAGCAAAUGGAGAAUAUCAUCCACAGCAAAACUCCCACAGGACCAGAGCUAGACUCCAGCUACAGAGGCUAUAUGAAACUGCUGGGUGAAUGCAGCGGCAGUAUAGACUCAGUGAAAAGACUGGAACACAAACUGACAGAGGAAGAGGAGCAUUUUCCUGGCUUUGUCAACCUGAAUAGCACCGAAACCCAAACAGCUGGUGUGAUUGACCGCUGGGAGCUCCUCCAGGCGCAGGCCCUGAGCAAGGAGCUGAGGAUGAAACAGAAUCCCCAGAGGCGGCAGCAGUUUCACUCGGACCUGAACCGCGUUCUGACCUGGCUGCAGGAGAUGGAGGAGGACCUGGAACAGCUUCAGCGCCUGCAGCGCAGCACCGAUAUCCAGCCCAUCGCGCUCCAGAUCAAAAAGCUCAAGGAGCUCCAGAAAGCUGUGGACCACCACAAGGCCAUCAUCCUCUCCAUCAAUCUGUGCAGCUCCGAGUUCACUCAGACGGGCAGUGAGGAGAGCCAGGAUCUGCAGGGUCGCUUGUCCCAGAUGAAUGGCCGCUGGGACCGCGUGUGCUCCCUGCUGGAGGAAUGGCGGGGCCUUCUCCAGGACGCACUGAUGCAGUGUCAGGAUUUCCAUGAAAUGAGUCAUGGUUUGCUUCUUAUGCUUGAGAACAUUGACAGAAGGAAAAAUGAAAUUGUGCCGGUUGAUUCUAACCUUGAUGCAGAGAUACUUCAGGACCACCUCAAACAGCUUACGCAAAUAAGGCAUGAGCUGUUGGAAUCCCAACUCAAAGUGGCCUCACUGCAAGACAUGUCUCGCCAACUACUGGUGAAUGCUGAAGGCACAGACUGUUUAGAAGCCAAAGAAAAAGUGCAUGUGAUUGGAAAUCGGCUCAAACUUCUCUUGAAGGAGGUCAGUCAUCAUAUCAAGGAGCUGGAGAAGUUAUUAGACAUGUCAAGCAGUCAGCAGGAUUUGUCUUCCUGGUCUUCUGUUGAUGAACUGGACACCUCAGGAUCUGUGAGUCCUACAUCAGGAAGAAGUAGCCCGAACAGGCAGAAAACGCCACGAGGCAAAUGUAGUCUCUCACAGCCUGGACCCUCUGUCAACAGUCCACAUAGCAGGUCCAUAAAAGGUGGCUCCGAUUCCUCCCUUUCUGAGCCUCGGCCAGCCCGGUCCGGCCGAGCCUUCCUGUUCAGAGUCCUCCGAGCGGCUCUUCCUCUUCAGCUUCUCCUGCUGUUCCUCAUCGGGCUUGCCUGCCUAGUACCAAUGUCACAGGAAGACUACAGUUGUGCCCUCUCCAACAAUUUUGCCCGAUCAUUCCACCCCAUGCUCAGAUACACAAAUGGCCCUCCUCCACUCUGAACCAGGCAAUGCCAUCUGCAGCAGUGCUGGUAGCAUGAGGAGGAUUCGGCCAAGGGCAAUCCCAAACUAGCAAAGAGAGGACCUGAAUCUUGGCGGAUGCCCUCGGUGGGGCAGCUGUAGCUCACCUCUGUAUCCCCUGUGUGCAAAUCGUGGCUUCGGAGGUGAUGAUAAACAAUGAUGACAGGAGGAGAGCAAAUAGAUGCAGAAGGUUUGGAAGAUAUUCUGUUUGAAACUGAGCCUCAGCACUAAAGAGAUUCAGGACCUCCACUGUUCCCUCGACAAGUGAACUCUGGGCCUUUGGUCCAUCCUGUGCACACCGAGGGACUUCCAGAGACCAUCUGGGCAGCUUUCCCACAGUGCUGCUCCGUCCUCUCAAUAAAUGAUGCUACCUGAGCACCAUGUCGGCAUCCAACAAUCUACCCACCAACCAGUGCUGAAGAGCUUUGAGAACCUUGUAACAUACAGUUUUUAAGAGCUUAUGUGACAGCUUCUUUUUUACCUUGUUUUUCUUUGGGGCAUGAUGUUCUAACCUCGCUUUAGAAGCACAUGCUGUAAAUCUAAAAGGCACUUUUUUUAAAGGUAUAAAGAAAAAAUGGAUGUAAUAAAAUCAUGGGAGGCUUUAUGUGGAAAAAAAAAGUCGAAUGUUAUAGUCAAAAAAUGAUAUUUAUGUAUGUACAGUUUGCUAAGCCACAUUUUGUUUGUAUCAAUUUCUUUGCAUUUAUUAUAGAGAUUAUGAAA